This is a messenger RNA of Olea europaea var. sylvestris, 1220 nucleotides long. RefSeq names its product GATA transcription factor 16-like. The transcript has 3 exons. Gene Ontology annotation, molecular function: zinc ion binding; sequence-specific DNA binding. The record is from RefSeq and is a predicted model, not a curated record. Lineage: Eukaryota; Viridiplantae; Streptophyta; Magnoliopsida; Lamiales; Oleaceae. Bases 502 to 951 code for a protein of 149 amino acids. Gene Ontology annotation, biological process: regulation of DNA-templated transcription.
UGCGCUCCUCUCCUAACAUUUUUGGCGGGCAUUGUGUCAAUUCGGGCCCUUCACUGUCAAUUUGUACGGUGCCGCCAUUUAUAUGAUGUCGGUUCUAAAACUCUGAUCAUUUACGUCACUGCUGAGGUUUUCGGUUCAUCGUUGUGCGUGUUUUAGUACGUGGGUUUUCUCCAAUUUCCCACUCUUUCAGCAAAAUUUCCUUAAUUCUUGAUUCUGUUCUCUGUGUAGGGUUUCGUAUGCGGGUCCCUCAGUUUCAACAAAAACUUCAUAAUUCUUGAUUCUAUUGUGUUUGUUGGUACAUGGGUUUUCCCUAUUUUUAUUCUCUUCCAAAAUAAACCCACAAUUUUUUACUCUUUUUCGAGAAAAUCGAAUAAUCAUUUAAGGAAAGCUGUUCCCUAGAUGAGGUUUUAGCCCUUUUGAAGUUUUCAGUAUCCGUGGAUUAAUUGCACCAGAAAAGAAGAAGAAAUCAUUACGGGUCUUCUUUGAGAAAGAGCUAAACUCAUGGAUUGUAGCCAAAAGGAAGAGUCUUCGUUAUCUGACGGUUUAAUCGAGGCUGAAAUCGAAAAGUUUUGUGCCGAUUGUAAGACCACAAAAACCCCUUUGUGGAGGAGUGGUCCUUCUGGCCCAAAGACACUGUGUAAUGCUUGUGGGAUUAGAAUGAGGAAGAAAAGGAGUCCCUUUGUGGGAUUGGACAGGCCAAAAGGCCGAGAGAGGAAAACGGAAUAUCCCACCACCACAUCGGCCUCCGCAGCGGCAGCCACCACUUCCACCAAGAAUGGUGGUAAAAAGGGUAAAAUUGGAAAAUCAAAGGAUGUGACGAAAGCAAAUUUGUUGUAUUUGCAGAGGCAGAGGUCACCAAUGAAGCGACAGAGGAGUCCAAGGCAAUGGGGUGAGGUAGAAAGGGCUGCUCUGCUUUUAAUGGCUCUGUCUUUUGGUGCUGUUUUUGCUUGAAAGAAUGUAGAGACAUAUCAGGAUGUAUGUAUACCUAAGGUGGGGUGGGGAAGGGAAGGGUAGGGUUCUUGAACAAGAAAAUUUGAUGAUCCUGCAAUUUUUUUCUUGUUAACUGAAAUGCCCAUGUUAAUGUUAGAUAGAAAACGCAGUUUUUUUGGGAAUGAAUGUUUGCCCAUUGAUAGUGGCCCUUUUCCCUUUUUUGAGUAGGUAGGAAAAAGGUAAAUGUAAUUUCUCAGAUUGAUAUCCCAAUGAAAUGAGAAUUUACAUCA